Molecule: messenger RNA, 5687 nt
Organism: Ceratina calcarata
Lineage: Eukaryota; Metazoa; Arthropoda; Insecta; Hymenoptera; Apidae
Product: pregnancy zone protein
Exons: 25
Coding region: 109-5379 (1756 amino acids)
Cellular component (GO): extracellular region
Molecular function (GO): endopeptidase inhibitor activity
Source: RefSeq, a predicted model, not a curated record
GCGUACACGCUUCUCUUUAUAGCGGCGAAACAAUUCAAGCAUGCUCGUAAACGUGAUUCAUCGAAUAUAGAUCUUUGUGAAAAAGUGCGAUUAUUUAUUCUGUUAAAAAUGGACAAAUUAGUGACCUUGUUAGUCAUCCUUAUUUAUUCACUGGGACUCUCGCAUGGAUCUAAAUCGGUUACGAAUCGGGGGUACUUGUUCACGGCUCCGAGAAACCUGUUAGCCGGCGAGACGGUCAGCGGGUGCCUUUCUUUGCACAAUUUAAAGCCUCCGGCUUACGUUACGUUACAACUGUUGAAUUCCUGGGACAAGGAAUUAAUAGCUAGCACUAACAUCCUCGUAAACACAAGCGUAGAGAUAUGCAUGCCGUUGGAGAUACCGUGGACGCCGUAUUUUCGAGGCUUCCUUCGAUUAAAAAUCAAAUUCGACAAGUACCCUUCUUACGUGGUCGAAGAAGAAAAAGAAGUUGUGAUCGUGCACGAUUCCGUGAUGACGUUCGUCGAAACUGAUAAAGUAAUUUACAAGCCCGGCCAGGAUGUGAACAUCAGAAUUCUCAUGCUCAGACACAAUUUGAAGCCUUGGAAGGAACCGAUCCCGAAGGUAUGGAUUGAAAAUCCGUCGGAAGUGAGGGUCGCGGAAUGGAGGAACGUUAAUACAGAGAACGGAUUGGUACAAUUGAAAUUUCCACUUUCUCCAGAACCCAGCUCGGGGACUUGGAACAUAAAAGUAGAAAAAAUAGCAGCGGUCCCCGGGUUGAUUCAUACAACCAAAUUUGAAGUGGACAAAUACGUUCUUCCACGAUUUCAAAUAACGAUCAAUUCGCCGGAAUAUAUUCUGAUGGACGCGCAAGACAUGACUUGGAACAUCUGUGUCAGGUACACUUACGGUAAACCCGUGAAAGGUACUUUAUUACUGAAAUUGACCCCGCAAACUCCGAGCUGGGAAAGAAAGCCGCAUCUCCCGGCAAUACGUUACGAAACGGAAUUUGACAAACCGGAUGGUUGCACCGACUUUGUUCUUUCUGGGACGGUCUUGGGAUUGGCCCACUGGCAAGCGGAUCCGAACAACGUCGUUCUCGUAGCAGAGUUCACGGAAGCCGGUACCGGCGUAGUAGAAACUACGAUUAGUCGGACAGUGGUGAUGCACGAGGCUCUCAAGUUGGAAUUCGAGAAUUAUACGCCGAAAUACUUUAAACUAGGCUUGCCUUAUCACGGAAAACUACGAGUUUUGCAACAUGACAACACGCCCAUGCCGAACAUAAAGAUUCAGGUUUGCAUGAAAGUACUUGGAGAGAUUAAGUUGAAGGCGAUCGAAUGCCGUGACUUUAUGUCUUCCACCGAUGGCUUCGUCGAUUUCAUCGUACCACCGCAGGAUGACAAAAAUAUAGAUCUGUUAACUUUCGUCGCCACCGCCAUUGAUUAUCCAACAAAAUAUUAUACGGAGCAACGUUGGAGAGUCUUAAUGAAUCAACCAUCGGCGACCGCCUAUGUGAAUCCCUGGUAUUCACCGUCGGAUAGUUACUUAACGGUGGCUAGAGGAAAUCAACCGAUCGUAUGCGGCGAGAAGUAUUCCUUCAAUGUCAUGUACACGGUACCUCCUAACAUGACCGAUUUCAUUUCUUUCCACUAUUCGAUCAACUCGAAGAGUAGUAUUUUAAUUUACGGCCACGUGAAACAUAAGCCGACUCACGAUACGAUUUUAAAUUACUCGGAAUUUCGCAAUCUACUGGAUACCGUUGAAUCGACUAACAAAACUGACGUAUAUCCCAUGGUGCACAGAUUUCCUUUGAGCGUUAAAGUGACGCCAAGCAUGGCUCCAGUAUCGGAAUUGUUACUUUAUUAUGUGAAAUCCGAUGGUGAGAUUGUGGCGACCACUUAUACGAUUGAGGUCGGUCACUGUUUCGAGAAUAAAGUGAAAACCGCUUGGCAUACCGACGUACAAACACCUGGAUCGAAAACUCAAUAUCACGUUGAAGCUGCUCCGUGGUCCCUUUGCGGAAUCUCUGUGGUAGAUAAGUCGACGAUAUUCUUGGGUAAAUCGCAAUCGAAUCUGAUCAACGCUACGGGCACGUUCCAUCAGCUCAGAAAAUACCAUCCGAGCCCGAAGCCUUCCUCUUACAUGGACUCGUGGCGUGAUUGCAAACAAAGAAACGGCACUGACUUGCCAUCGCGCAGACGGAAAAAGGCAAUAUCGUACGACAGGAGUAUCAAUUACGUGGACGCCAUGCAAGCCUUCAACGACUUCGGAGUGAUCGCGAUGAGCGAUUUAACAUUGGUGACACGGCCGUGUCCGCCGAAACGCGGUGGGAUCCAACAUACGGUUGAGCUCAAUUCUGAAUUGCCCGAUUUCUCCGAUAUCCCGAUGAUAGAUUCCGCGGUCGCUGCAGCUGCGAUUGGAGUCGCGUAUAACGACCAGCUUCUGGAUCAAACGGCUAAGCUUAGAUCUUACUUUCCCGAAACCUGGUUGUGGACACUCACGCCCACUGGAAAGGAAGGUAAAGCAACGAUAGAUUGUACUCUACCGGACACUAUCACGGAUUGGGUCGGGUAUACGACGUGCAUCUCGCCUGUCCACGGUCUGGGAAUAGCACCCCCGACCACUAUAACAGCGUUCCAAGUGUUUUUCCUGGACUACCGCUUACCUUACAGCGUGAAACGCGGUGAAAUGAUGCGGCUGAAAGCCUCCCUCUUCAACUAUAUGAACCACAGCUUACCCGUAAAAAUUAAGUUGGACGAAAUAGCCGGGAUCGAUUUGCAUUUGUCGGAUCCGAACGUCUCGUUCUGUGUGAAACCAAGGGACAGUAUCGUUCACGAGUUUGUACUCAGACCACGAAUACUCGGUGAAGUUAACAUAACGGUUUCAGCUUCUAUAGACGAGAGCUACUCCGAACCAUGUGGUCCGGAAACCUUGUUAUAUACUCGGGAUAUAAUCGUGAAACCGAUCUUGAUUCUACCGGAGGGUUUCCCCGUGGAGAAAACGGAAUCGUCGCUCGUCUGUCCAAAGGAUUUCGCCGAUGACUCCGCGUUCGUUUGGGAAUUGACGUUGCCCGAGGACGUGAUACCGGACAGCGGGAGAGCGUAUUUAAAUCUGAUAGGAGAUAUAUUGGGUCCGGCGUUGGAAAAUUUGGACAAACUCGUGGAGCUACCGAAAGGCUGCGGUGAACAGAACAUGAUAUUGUUUGUUCCAAACAUACACGUGAUCAAGUAUUUGGACGCGAUCAAAGUCGAUAAUCACGUGCUCCGAGCGAAAGCCAUUGGAAACAUGGAGAAAGGAUAUCAGAGGGAACUGAAUUAUAGACUCGCGGAUGGCUCGUACUCUGCGUUUUCGUCCAGUCAGAGUUCUAUAUGGCUGACAGCAUUCGUCUUAAAGUCGUUCGCUCAAGCACAAAGUUUGAUUCACAUUGAAGAACGCGAACUCAGACUAUCCGUCGAAUGGAUCAAACAGAAACAGUUAAAAACCGGUUGCUUCGAGGCAAUAGGCAACGUCUUUCGCAAACAAAUAAAGGGUGGCCUACACGAGUACGAGGGUUCGUUGCCAGCAUUAACAGCAUACAUCUUAAUUGCUCUGGUGGAAUCCGGUGUUCCCUUGCCACCGUCCCUUACUAAGAAUGCUCUCAACUGUCUUGGGAAAGGAAUAGCUAGCAACAAUGCUGGCCUGUACACCGAGAUUCUCGCCACGUACGCGUUAACGCUACUGGAACACCCGAACGCAAAUUCCAGCAUGAGAUCUCUAAUAAAUCUCGCUACGAGUCAAAAUAAUCUGCUCUGGUGGGAGGACAAAACUAAACCCUCGAGAAGUUUGAGCAUCGAGAUGACGGCGUACGCGAUUCUGAUCCUGGUCAAAUUAGGCGGCGAGGAGAAUAUGAUAGUUGCUUUCAAGGCUGUUCGCUGGUUAUCGAAACAGAGGAACGCCGAGGGUGGAUUCAGUUCUACCCAAGACACGGUCGUUGGUCUCGAAGCUCUCACGAAAUACGCUAUCGCUGUGCAAUCUUCUAACAUAUUGUCGGUACUGAUCACCGCUAAAGAAGUGGAAUACGCGUACAAACUGAACAGCGAUAAUCGCAUGGUCCUCACGCAAAUCCGUUUGCCCGUUCUACCGACGACCGUCGAAAUAUUUACUCAGGGCGAAGGCUGUGUUCUGAUACAGAGCAAUAUUAAAUACAAUGUUCCGCACAUCGAUCAUUCCCAAGUAUUUGAUCUUUCGGUUGGAAUCCGCCCUUUUAAAUACGAAAUCGAGUGUUUGUUACAACAAAUUACUAUCUGUGCUCGAUACACGAUGUCAGACGGGGAGAGCAACAUGGCCUUGCUGGAAGUUAACAUGAUCAGCGGCUACAUGCCCGACCGAGCGACUCUGAACGCCUUGUUAGAUCCAUCCUCAAAGGUGAAGCGAUUCGAAGUGGACCACGAUGUCGUAACCAUUUACUUUGACAAACUGACCGGCCAAAGCACUUGCAUUUCGUUUAACAUAAUACAAGAAUAUUUCGUCGAUCGUUUAGAACCAGCGAACGUAAAGCUUUACGAUUAUUAUCAACAAGAGCUCACCGUGUCCACUAAUUACAAAAUCGCUUCAAUUUGUAGCAGCGCCGAGCCGAUCGAUAAACAAGUAACGAAUGAGAAAAUGCUGUUGGAAGCUACAGAUGAGUCGGAGUCCUCGUCGAUUAAAAUAUCAAAUUCUCUGCAAUCGACUAACGGUUUCGUGAUCACCGAUCAGGAACUGGAAACUCCCGAUGGGAUCGAGGGGCCGGUGUGGGUGUACAUAAAUCCGAAUGACGAUUAUAAGACAGAAACGACUACUACCACCAACGGAUUGGCCGAUUUCACGACGGCGUACACGAUCGAGGAUGAGACUGUGCCGCUCGUACAGCCAGAGGACGAGGAGCCUCCGGUGGUGGAGCCGGAGAUUGAAAUAAAAAACACCACGAUGGUGACCGAGACGAACGUUCCGUCGCCAACGGGAGCCGUGAUACAACACUGUCCGGUAUGCAUGGACAAAUUACCGUCUGACAUCAGGAACGUUUAUUGCUCGGCAAGUAGCGCGGCCAAAGUAGCGAUCAGACGAUUGCGCAAAGCGAGACUGUUGCUGGAUCUGCACGCCGCCCGCCAGGUUCAACGUCUUUACGGCAAGAUCGAGUUCACCCUAAGCCCGAAUUGCUCCUGUCCACCGCUAGACGAUCCUGGAAGUUUCGCGUUGAUCAUGAACAAGAACAACGACUUUCUCUCAUCCGGGGAUCACAAGCAGACGCUCGACGAUUCGUUUCAUAUAUACGGUUUACCGUUGGUAAGUGGUAUGCCUUGCAAACUGGCAGAGGCGCGAACCUCGUGCUUCAACGAGGAGAACAUCCCGUGCACGAACGAGAAGGAUUCCUUGGUUUACGGUUGAAUUUAUCAACGCUCCAAUAUUCCAAAUGACAAAUUUUUGAUUCCGAGGGUAUAAUACUAUUUCCUUCGCGCAGAGUAUAUUUAUACAGAAAUCUUCCUUAGUUCCUUGUUCUCUUUUUUUUUAUCUACAAGUAUGUUAACCAGUUUAUAUAUGUAUAAAUAACCAUGGGAUAAGCUGACGCGUAGCUCGCGCGCAGAGGCGUGUAUUAUUGCAAUUAGUAUCCAGGGAACGACAAGCUUCCUUUUUCUAUCAAACUGUAAAUAAAGUUCUCGAUACAAUAAAUUGAUAAGUUACUUGUCAUAAAUAUA